Messenger RNA from Lepisosteus oculatus (spotted gar), 7468 nucleotides. NCBI's taxonomy places the organism in Eukaryota, Metazoa, Chordata, Actinopteri, Semionotiformes, Lepisosteidae. The record is from RefSeq and is a predicted model, not a curated record.
GGUGUCUGGAGAGGUUGUCAUGGGUUAUUGGCCAGAGUUUCAAGUUGCACAGUAACAGUUAAUAUUUCAGAGAACAUAGAUAGAUACGGGCGUUAAUUAAGUGAUGAUAUCAUUUCCCUGCAUGUGCACUGCGUGUGUGGGGUCUGUGUUCUCACCAUGCUUUCUCCUUAUCUCGCUGAGUAGGUCUUCAUGCUGGAUACACAGUGUUCCCCAAAAACUCCCAACAACAAGGAGGGAUUUGAGCAUGCCCAGUCCUGCGUGCUCAUCAUCGAGCUGCCCCCAGAUCAGCAGUCCAACGGGCACACGCAGAAGAGGAAAGUGGGGAUCCCAUUCCGCACCAUCGUGGUGAGCCUGUUGUCCCAUCAAGUGCUGCUUCAGAAUCUCUAUGACAUCCUGCUGGAGGAGUCUGUGAAGGGCUCUGCCCAGCCGGACAAUCAGGAGAAGGCCACCCCCGUGUCAGAGCCCAAGCCAGCUGGCUUCCUGCGUUACAUUUCCAUGCAGAACUUGGCCAUCAUCUUUGACCUGCUGCUGGACUCCUACCGGACUGCGCGCGACUUCGACACCAGGCCGGGGCUGAAGUACCUGCUGAUGAAAGUGUCUGGUGUCUGUGGUGCAGCCAACUUGUACCGGCAGUCUGCCAUGAGCUUCAACAUCUACUUCCAGGCCUUGGUCUGUGCCAUUUUGACCAAUCAGGAGAACAUCACCGCAGAGCAGGUGAAGAAGAUCCUCUACGAGGAAGAGGAGGGUAGCUCGGACUCCUCCCAGCAGUGCUCCUCGGAGGAUGAAGACAUAUUUGAGGAGACAGCCCAGGUCAGCCCCCCGCGGGGCAAGGAGAAGAGGCAGUGGAGGGCCAAGAUCCCCUCCCUUAGCAGCCAGCCUGUGAGCAGCGUGGACUGGGCCUGGCUGGUCAAGCGUCUGCACAAGCUCUGCAUGGACCUCUGCAACAACUACAUCCAGAUGCACUUGGAUCUGGAGUGCAACAGCGACGAGCCCCCUGUGCUCAAGGGGGACCCCCUCUUCUUCCUCCCACUCUUCCCUUCUGAGACCUCGACGCCUUCCACGGGGGGCGUCUCGGGCAAGGGUACCCCGUCAGAAGACGGGUUCCGGUGCCAUGCGGCCGAGACGCCCUCCGACGAGACCCCGAGCAUCGGGCAGAGUGCCGGCUGCCUGCCGCCCUUGAAGGGGGACCGGAGGGACCCCAGCAAGAAGAGGGAGUGGUGGGAGAGCGCCGGAAACAAGCUGUACACCAUCGCCACCGAUAAGACCAUCACCAAGCUGAUGAUCGAGUACAAGAAGAGGAAGCAGCAGCACAACCUGACCACCUUCGUGAAGGAGUCCAAAUGCGACAAGAAGGGGGAGCCCGUCACGCUGCGGGGCCCCGACUCCCCCAUCCCACAGAGGCCCCAGCAGCUGGUGGACCAGGGUCCAAUGAGGCACUCCUUCAGCGCCGGGCCCGAGGUUCUGAGGCAGGACAAGCGUCCCCGCUCAGGGUCCACCGCCGGCUCUCACAACAUCUCCCUGCGCGACUCCGAGGUGCAGAUACAGGCGUGGACCAACAUGGUGUUGACCAUUCUCAACCAGAUCCAGCUCCUGCCGGACCCCACGUUCACGGCCCUGCAGCCUGCGGUCUUCCCGUGCGUCAGCCAGCUCACCUGCCACGUGACUGACGCCCGAGUCCGCCAGGCCGUCCGCGAAUGGCUGGGGCGCCUGGGCAGGGUCUACGAGAUCAUUCCAUGAGACCUGAGCUGCUUUGAAGGGCGGAGACCUGGAGCUCCACCUCGCCAGGGUUUGGAAAGCGGUUUGGGUGUGUAGCUUUGACUCAGGUGUGAGCUUGUGACUUCGUAGGCCUUUGGAAAGUCAUUCCCCAUUUUGGAGGAACGUCCGUGAUUCUAAAUCCAAGAGAUCAUACGCCAUUAAAGAGGAUCUAAAACAGCCAACAGCCGUGCCAAUGCUUGAUUCGAUCAGAGGUUUAUUUUUUAAGGAACCCUGCGGUCCUCGGAUGGCAUGUUCAUUUGCAUGGAGUAAAGUGUGUUCCUGCCAAAGACAGGGGAUACCUUAAUAUUUUCUUGAAACUGUAAUGAAUUCCCUUAGACUCCCACACCAUAUUGUGCAGAUUUAUGAGAAGUUCCCAUUUCAUCUAUAGUUUGGAUUAGUUGUGCACAUGACACCAAGCCCUUGUACCUGAAAACCCGAUCAGGUGGUUGCAGUUGGGAAAUUUGAUUGACUGCAACUCACACAUGCCUAAUGCCCUAAUGGUGUUUGGCUAAGCAUAGAUUGACCCAUGAACACAGAUUCAGGUCUAGGUCGUGUCACCCACCGACUGGGACCAGGAUCCCCCAAGCAGCAGCGGAACUGUGUGCUGCCAAGGGUAGGGUGGGGUCAGCUCUCAGUGACACAGCGCCCCCUGUGGCCUCCCGAGGACCUGCAGGCAUGCAGUGCUGUCAGUGAAGGACGCGCCUCUAUUCCAAUCAGCGCCGGUCCUCUGCUGUGGGCCCCCACUCUCCCCGUGAGUGAUCACACAGUUCACAGGUGAGCCCAAAUGGCAAAAACGCACAACUGGCUCUUCCAAAGGGGCAGGGUAUAGCAAAAGUAACUAUUCUAUUAUGAUUCAUAUUAAUAGUAUUAAAUAUAUAAAAGGAGUCAAGAGUAGCCUGGUAAAAUCCAAAGGACUUCUGGGGAUCAGUAUAGGUGCUCCUGUAUUUCUGUCCAAUUGCUGUUCCAUCUGGGAAAAAGCUGAUUAGGCAGAAUUUCAUGAGCCAACAAACGGACCCCAUACAUUCUUCUAAGAAAUAUCAAACUGUUACUGGUUUUAAAUUGGGUCCAUGUUCAGUGUUUUGAAAAGCAACUGAAUUUUCUACUUAAUAAUAAGAGAGAUUAAUAUUGUUUUUUCUAACAGAUUUGCACAGUUUAUUUAUGUGGCAGUGCCAGAUUUGCUUGGUAACCCUAACCUAAUAUAUUUUUCUCUGAAAACAUUUUAAAAGAUUAAUAUUUUAAACUGGACUCGUAAUCUCUUACAGGCAAAGCACGUAUUGUGUUAUGCCUGAACAUAAUGCUCAAGACAUCGGAGACCUGCAUGCAAAGACCAUUUCUUGGCAACAUGUCACACUGAACACAAAGGGAGUCGAACUGCAGCUCGCUCUGUGACUGUGUGACGGUUUGAGAAAGCUUUCAUCUCAUUCAGGAGCACGGUGGCAAAAAGUAGUGAAAACGCCAAAAAUUUGUCCAGGUGGAGCAUUUGUUUUCAAAAUGAAUGAUACCUGAUAAAUACCAGUGUUUUAAUUUGUGCUUAUUCAACCCUUUAUUGUCUAAAUUAUUGAAAACUGCACCGAUAUUUUGUGGUAUAUAUUUGACAAUGUCAGGAGAGAUCAUCAGCAGCAUGUCAGUGACACUGUGCACUACUUGCUGUUGUAAGAGGAACGUGUAUAAUCACAGUCAUUUUAGAGUUUCUUAUUCAGCCCCCUGUGGGCAGUCAUGGUACAGGAAAGUGUUCAGUUAACACAUCGACCGUGAGAGUGUGGGGCUUGUCCACUUUCUGUCCUGCCUUGCGCGUGUUUGUUCCUGUUAUUGUGCGCGUUUGUGCUAAUCCACCAGCGUUCCAGAUGCAGCAUGGGUCUGUUUUCCUCCAUGCAGAGCGUCACAGUGCGAGAAGACUGUCACUCCUUCUCAGCAUGUUCGUGCAGCUGUUUGUACAGACAAGAUCCCCUUCAAAUGAUCUUAACCCACUUUCUAUCAGAUCACCCUCUGCUUUGUCCCAUAUAAAUUGAAAGCUUUGAUAAAACUACAUAUUCACGCUCCCCAGUGCUUUCGGAUUAAAACCAUGUUCAUAAGUACUAAAGACUUUCUCCUUGUCCCGACUCAUCCUCAUCCCCAUCAGCCAGUGGCAAAUGUCAGGAUCAGGAGACAGCCCAGAGUUUAUCGCAGCAGGCUGGACAGCUUCCUCCUUCCUGUGACUAACUACACAGCUUUGCAGUGCAUGUUUUAAAAUCCUCUUCUGCUCACAUGGCCUAUGAAGCACUUUCCUCUUGUAUGUCAUCCGCGCACUGUGCCUGCUACAACACUGUCUAGCGCCCAGUGCUGAUAUUUCAGUUCAAGAGAGUUAGCUUUGGGAGAUUAGAUUGUGAGGCUUUGCCAUCUAAGUUUCCCCAAACUAAAACACCUCGAAGGUUUAUGCUACAGAGUAGAUCUGUAGAAACAUUUUUAAAAGUGGAGGGGGAAAUUACAUCAUGCAUUCCUAUAGUAUUGUGAUGGAGAGCAAAAGCCAGAAUAAGAACUAUAUUAGGAAUAACUCCUCCUGUAUUCAGGUUUUGCAAAAGCAAGUGCAAAACCUAACACAACAGAGACAGCAGGUCCCAUUCUUUAUUGCCACAUUUUGAUGAAUGACAAAGACUUACACUUGACAGGAAGGUUUUGGCUGGGGUGGUAUUUUUUAUCAGCUGUUGUUUAAUUGCGGGAUUACCAAAGCCUUUUAAAUAGUUCAGAUUUGAAACAUGGAACGAAUGCAUUUUAUUUAAUAAAGAAGAAUUAAAAGGUAAAUAUUUUAGUAAUACCAUACAGUACUUGCUUUUUGGAUACUUUUGAUUACAUCUAAUUACCUAAAUUGGGGAAUUUUUGCGAGUAUUGUUUUUGAGCAACCUUUUGUGUCUAUCAUAUUCUCCACACAGGAGCUUGCUCGACCCAGCAAAGACCAUUGCCCCUGACACACCAUCUGUGUCCCGCUGUUUGUGUCUCAGUCAGUGCCCUUAUGCCCGGUCCUGCUGCUCCAGGCCAACACCAACAUCUGGAGGCUGAGUGGAAUCACACCACCCCUUUGAGGGGCUGAUGGUGGAUUAAAAUAGCAGCACAGUUUUGCACAGGUUACCUACAAAAAAAGGUCAUUUUAAUUACCAGCAGGAGGCUUGGUUCAGGUCUUGCAAUGGAGCUGCUCUGGCCCCUGUAGUUCUAUUUGUUAGCACCCCUUCAAUCUCUGCAGAUCCAAACCACCCUCUUACUUUACUACAACAGCUUGGGUCCGGCUUCCUGCAGGUGAAUUCAUAUCCUCAUUCACAUUCUGUGAAACUGAAAGCAAAUAUGAGAGAAGAGGGUGGUCUAUCUUGCUAAAGUUUUUUUUAACGUUAGAUAGCCAGCAUUGUGCUCUUGCUUACUCACGUGCUGUGAAACCCUUAAGGAUGAAGACAGCAGCUUGUGUGAUUAAACCGUGUGUUACCACAGCAACACUGCAUCACCGACAGCAGCAUAGAUGUGAUGUCAGAAGUCUUCGAUCACAACCUGGCCUGUUGGGGUUGUCCCUUAAAGAUGAGUGUGGACCUCAGUAGAACUUUUUUGCAUUUGAGACAUGGAUGUAAAGCUGUUUUUUUUCCUGAGAAACAAUGUAAAUAUUUUCUUACGUGCAGUGUCCAAAUACAUUUUAUGUUCUUGUUUUCAGUAUUUACCCCACCUGUAUCAGUUGUGCCAGCAUCCUUUUAUUCUCCGGCUAGCCUUCGUUUGCUCAUCCGUUAGGGGAAAAAAAAGACCAAAGAUUUGGCCGUUGGUGUAAGUAGUCCUGUUGUACGUUUUUUUAAUUUUCCUCUUUUAAUCCCAAGUCGCGUUCAGAGUUGUAGUUAAGAAAAGGUCAAAACAGGUUAGCCGUUGGCUUGGGGAACAGGGAGGGUGUUAGCAAAGCCGGAAGGGUUACUCCUGUGUCUCCUCUUCCUCUCUGAAAGCCUUGCGAGAGCAGGCACUGCCUGUUCUUUCACUGAAGCAUUAGUGCUCCUCAGAUCCACUGACCCUUAAUCCUGCUGGCGAAGGAUCUAGCACUGAGGUACUGUUCUGGUCAGUGACAUUUUGUUUGUUUCACAAGUCUGCCAUUGAUUUCUUUGAUGGAAAUGACAAUGUCUCCUGGACAUUCAUCUGAAUUGAUAUCAUAACAUUUCUUUAGUGCAAGGGGUCAUUGUUGCAGUGGCUGUUGAUGCACAUUCAUUCAGUUGUACUGGAACAAUCCUCUUAUGAAAACAAUGGCUUUGGUCUACGGAUGCUGUCAUAUACUGAUGAUGACCCAGAACGUGCUCUUCAUGUUCAGGUUUGGUGCCCAGCUAGCUGAUCUGGUCAAGCACAGGGUUUGUAUGAGUGUCAAACCCUGCUGGUCCAAACUGACCAGUGCCCUUAUCCAGGAGCCUUUCUCUCUGCUGUAGGAUUGAAUAUGCUUGGUUAUUUUUCUAUUUCGAUUUUCAGGAGUACUAGUAAAAGGCUAGAUUUAUUUUUUCAUUCUCUAGUAAUGCCAUAGUCUAGGAUGGUUUCCUUCACAAAGGACAAAUACAGGGGCUAAUGACAGUUCUAAAGAAGGAUGCAGAAAGUCUAGACUGAAUUAUUAGACAGAGGUCAUCUACAGUACGUGUACUUUACAAAUUUGCUGGCUGUUACAAAAAACAUGAAAGCUUUGAUAGUGUUUAAACCAUAUUGCAUGCUAAUUAAUACGAUCUUUUUAAACGUUGGUUUCUUAAAAGAUAAAUGUGGAUAUGGCACAUGGAAAGUUGUCUUAUUCUAAAUCCAAACACCCUUUAAUUGUCCCUCAUUACAACUAAUUAUUGGUCAGGCCCCCGGCCAUAUCUCCUUCAUAAUUUAGUGACUUGACAGUGCAAAAGGGCUUAAUUAUUUGAUUUUGUUUUGAUUGUGGUCAAGCAAAAUUGGUCUUGUAGACCAAUACUAUUAUCUUGUUUUUUUUCUGAAAGACCACCAAAUGACAUAUGGGACAGCAACAAAUAGUAAUUUAUUUACCUUGUAAUGUGCUUAACCUCUAGAUUGUUGAUUUUCAGCAGCAGUAUCAUAAGAUUGGAUAUAGAAUACUCGGUUUGUUGAUCAGGCCCCCGAAAGAAAUGUGCACUGAUUUAUAGCCCAUAUAUCCAUGUUUCAAAUUGAUAUCUACCAUAUGUAAAGACAGUUAAGUUUUUUUUUCCAAAUUUAGCCCAAUGGAUGUGUACAGCCAAAAUGAGUCAUCUGCCACUCCACAAUUACCAGUGUUCUUUAGGAAAUGGAAAAAUGUUUUCCACAGGAAUCUUUUUAAUGACUGAAAUUUGUAUUUCGAAAUGGUGUAUUAACCAUGUCUAUUGGUUGUGCGCUACCACUUAAUAUGACCAAAUAUACAAUAUAGCAAGAUGUACAUAUUGCCUAAUUCUGUGAGGAGAUUUAACAGUAACAGUCCACAGCUCACACUCAAAAUGACACGCAAAACUGGCGCAAUACAGAGACACAUUUUCUUCAUAACUGAGAGGCCAAUAACCAUGUGGACUGAUUUCAAAGCUUCUGCCAUUGAUUGCUCUAGGGACUUAAUUAUUUUGUAAUAUUUUGUUAUGUUGCUGCUGAAAAUGAGGCAUUUGUGUGGCUGAUGUACUUUGUUUAAAAAAUAAUAAAAAAUAUAAUAUAUUCUGUAUAAUCCAAAGUGUGUCCUGAUUGUAAUUUAUGUUGAAUGUGUUGUAGAAUAAAGAAGCAAAAGAAG